CGACGCUCACCUGACGUCAUCCAGACGCGCCGCAGGCUCGGUGGCGGAGGGUAAAUUCUGUGUCAACAUCUGGUGCGUUGGGCGGAGGCCACUCGGCCCCUCCAACCUCUGUUUCGUCAAUUCUUGAGCUAUGAACCGCAAGAGAAACCUGAUUCCAGACAUCUUCCGGCAGGUUAAGAGGCGUAAAUUAGAGACUGCAGAUGGAUUUAAUUCAUUGGAUAAGAACAAAAUGGAUGAGUAUGAAGAUGUGCCAAAUGACACGAAAUCUGCAUUGAUUUUUCUGGCAUCCUUGUUUCCUCGCAAGUUAUUCGAUGAUUCCCUUCCACCCAUUGUCCUGAAGCAUCAGCUUUACAGCAUUGUUAAAGACAAAACUUUGGUCGAUCGUCAGCUGAAUGAGAUGAAGGAGCUGGGAGUUGUUCGAAUUUUCCAGUUUGGAUUUGACAUGGAUGUAUUCGGCGUUGUUUUUAGUGAAGAUUACAAAAGGAAAGUUCUGGCUGCCACGGCGAUGAGAGAUGCCGCAGCAACUGUGCAGAGAUUCCUGGAGACGGUGCUCAACUCGUGUGUCGACAUGGGCUUCACCAAGGAUCAAAUGCUCAAGGAGUUUUCAUUUCAGGACCAAGAAAUUACGCAGCUGGUGAACGCUGGAGUGCUGACAGUGCGUGACGUGGGAAGCUGGUGGCUUGCUAUUCCAGGCGCUGGCCGAUUUGUAAAGUAUUUUGUGAAAGGUCGGAAAACUGUUCUGGGGAUGAUCCGGAAAUCAAAGUUCAAUGAGGUGUUGCAGUCGGAACUGGAGACUCGGAAAGUAACGUCUGCUGUGAAGAUGGGCAUCCGGUAUCAUGUCCAUGACAUCGUUGGAGCAGAGUUGGUGAAAUGCAUCCCUACGAGCAGCGGAACUUUACUGCGCCUGAACAGCACCUGACCCACGCCAAACCCACAAUUUGACAAGAUGAGGGACAGAUGCAACAGGCAAGGAUAUAACGAAUCCCUGCAGAAGGGCGGCCAAACGGGCAGCACAGUGGAAAGAAAGGGUGCUGACGUCAAAUGUCAAAAGAAGGACUUGUUAAAAUGACUGAAGGAGGAACUGUGUAUUAUGGUCUUUAAUUAAUUGCCAAGUCUGUGAAACCAGAAUAAUAUAUAUUUAUAUAAAAUGUGUAUAGUUUCCAUUUAAAGUUUCAUUGGUAAUUAAGUCACUGAAUUUUCCUUUUUGAUGCAUCAAAUUGACUGCAAUAAAUGGCGAAUGAAUCAGAAUCAGCUUUAAUAUCACUGGCAUGUGUCCUGAAAUGUGUCAACUUUGCAGUUGCAGUAGCAGUACAAUGCAGUACAUAAGAUCAUAAAAUAUAGGAGCAGAAGUGGGCCAUUUGGCCCAUCGAGUCUGCUCUGCUAUUCAAUCAUGGGCUGAUCCAAUUCUUCCAGUCAUCCCCACUCCACUGCCUCCCCAUAUCCUUUGAUACCCUGGCUAAUCAAGAACCUAUCUAUCUCUUUCUUAAAUGUACCCAAUGACUUGGCCUCCACAGCCACUCAUGGCAACAAAUUCCACAGAUUUACCACCCUCUGACUAAAGUUAAUUUCUCCGCAUCUCUGUUCUAAAUGGAUAUCCUUCAAUCCUG
This is a messenger RNA of Hypanus sabinus (Atlantic stingray), 1607 nucleotides long. RefSeq names its product inactive serine/threonine-protein kinase 19-like. The coding region runs from base 131 to 919 and encodes 262 amino acids. The transcript has 7 exons. Gene Ontology annotation, biological process: protein phosphorylation; positive regulation of Ras protein signal transduction. The record is from RefSeq and is a predicted model, not a curated record. NCBI's taxonomy places the organism in Eukaryota, Metazoa, Chordata, Chondrichthyes, Myliobatiformes, Dasyatidae. Gene Ontology annotation, molecular function: protein serine/threonine kinase activity.